Molecule: messenger RNA, 1383 nt
Organism: Spirometra erinaceieuropaei
Lineage: Eukaryota; Metazoa; Platyhelminthes; Cestoda; Diphyllobothriidea; Diphyllobothriidae
Source: the annotation of a GenBank genome assembly
AUGGACGACGCAAAGCCGGUGUGUUCUUUUGUGCGUAGACGUAAUAAGGCCUCAUUGAGAACAAGAAAAAGUAGAGCCUCUUUUGUUGUGUUUACUUUUUAGAAUCCUCGAGCAGUGAAGAAGAUGUGCAGAUAGUUCGUAAGAAGGGCAAAAUUGAGUCGAAUCCUCUUAUUCAGCAUGUAUUUUCUUAUUUUGUUUUCCAAUGAUUAAAAGACCUCACAUUUCGUAGCAAAGAGGAACAAAAAUUCGAACGACGAAGAUUCUGACGAGGAUGCGCCGACUUCAGUGGCCUUUAAAGCGAACUACGAGCCAGUAACAGUUUUAACCCGCUCGAAUAUCCGCCUUUAGACUCACUCUGGUCCCAAAGAUCAAGGCGCGACGGCCACCUCUGAAAUUGACACUGACUUCACCCAUGAUGCCCAGUCAAUAUUUCUACAGGCACAAAAAAUCGAUCGGGUAUGUUUUCUUUUAUCAUUAACCGUUUUAGGAAGUGAAAUCUAACCAGGAUAAGGUUUAUCGAGGAAUUAACAACUACGCCCGGUACAUUGAGCAGAAGGAUACCGUCCUCGGCAACGCUGCAAGCGGCUUUAAUAGACGGGGUCCGAUGCGGGCGCCGGCUCACCUACGUGCGACUGUACGAUGGGAUUAUCAACCGGAUAUCUGCAAGGUUUUAUGCGAUAAUGACCCCUUAAGAUUUAGGAUUACAAAGAAACUGGUUUUUGUAGCUUUGGUGAUAGCUGCAAGUUCCUUCAUGAUCGAUCUGAUUAUAAACAUGGCUGGCAAAUUGACCAAGAAGUGGCCGAAGGGACCUACGGCGUUGAAGGUGUUGACGAUCGUUAUGAAAUAAAAGACGAGGAAGGAGACGAUGACGCCGACGAGCAUUUACCUUUAAAAUGUCUGAUCUGUCGAGGCGACUACAAAGACCCAGUCGUUACUCGGUAACUUAUACUUGAAUGCGUGAUUUAACUUAACUAAAGUUGUAAACACUACUUUUGCAGCACAUGUGCUCUGAGACGCUUCAAAAAGACAGCUAGAUGCUAUGCAUGCACUGAAGAUACGAAAGGAACUUUUAAAAUUGCAAAGGACUUACUUGCACGCAUUGCAGCUAUCAAAGAAAAGCGCAAACUCAUGUCGGAGGAAGAUGAAGAGGACGACUCCGGUCAUCCUGGCCAUCAAGAUAAGGACGACCAUAAUUGUCAAACUGCUCACGAACAUGUACCUACUUCCCGCAGUGAGCAUUACAUUAGCUCAUCGGAACUCGAUGAUAGUUCUGAUGAAGAUGUACCUGCAGGCAGGAAGGCAACCUAUCCGACUCUUACGCGCCUGGAAGGUGCCCAACCUCAGGCCCCUGAAUACUGCGACAGCGAUGAGGAAUCAGACUGA